Molecule: messenger RNA, 1752 nt
Organism: Symbiodinium necroappetens
Lineage: Eukaryota; Dinophyceae; Suessiales; Symbiodiniaceae
Source: the annotation of a GenBank genome assembly
AUGAGCAUGGAGCCCCACACAUGGUUGUUCUUGGGAGCGGCCUUGGGGCUGCAGAUUGCGUUAGGUGUCAAGCUGGUUUCCGGUACCGCCGCGAGUAAGGAUAAGGUCAAGCAGUGGUUGAGUAAAUCCCGGAGCUGGCUUGUCGGACUUGUCCGGAGGCAAAGGCAUGGUUCCCGCACACAAGACCAAAUGUUGUGGAAUGAGAUCUUGCAGAUCCACAUUCAGCUAUCACAGUGGAGUAUGGUCUUUCUGAUGUUUGCCGGAGGCGGUUUGAUUACCGCGGCACAGCUGUUCUUCUUGUCGGGAUCAGACCCAGGGUCUUUCUGGCUGUCCAAGCCGCAAUUGUGGACGAUUCUGUCGGGCGUUGUCAUCGUGUAUUUAUUCACAUUUGUGCCAGUCCGCUACCGGUCCUACACUGUCCAUGCUUUCUACAUCACGAUGAAUUGCCUGGCGUUGAUCAUGCUUCUACCUUCCCACUGUCCCAGGGAUCAGCUUCUUCGCACUUCGAUGACGGCAGUCAUCAUCUUCCGGGUGCCAUCGAUUCUGCUCACGCCUCGAACACUACUGGUGCUAGCCGUGGGCUCCGGAUACGUACUGAUGUCUUUCAUAAGAUUUACACUUGAGCCAGUUCCCAGGCCAGGUGGUUGCGCGGUGGACGAGCAGUUCAAGGUGAGAAUGGAGCUCUAUGCAUUGCUAGCUACGACCUUCCUCUCCUUCAUGGUGAAGUUAAUGGUGAAACGAAAGGUGGAACUGAGCGUAGACGGCAGCAACCUAGCAAAGCAACUCAGUGCUGCAUCCUCCUUGCUGAAGCUCACCUGCGAUGCCGUAAUUGAGCUGGAUGACAACCUGCGACUCACGGAGCACUCACCGGAGUUGUCGGCCUUACUUCUGCACCGACCAGGCUUCAGCACGAAAGAGAAGCGGUUAACAGACUUCAUGAAGCCAGAUGAUGCAACCCGUGCCACGCAAAUCCUAUGUGACGGUCCGUCUUCCUAUGAGACCCAGAUCUCUGCUCAUGCCUUUCACACGCGACUUGUGGAUAGCUGCUCAAGUAAGCUCUGCGCAGAGGUCUUCCAGGUGAAGUACACCAAGCAUGACGGCAAGGAGUACAGUUUGCUUGGUCUUCGUGACUUCACUGACGUCAAGCCUCUUUCCGGAGGCAAUGCCCUGGAUGCAUUUGAUUCAACUGUCAGCACGGAGUUGCCGCUCUCUCCGCUCAUGACAGCAACAGACACCACUUUGGCAAAUGCAAGUUCUUGCGACGACCGCGACGACCGCGACCUGAAAGCAGACGAUGCAAGCAGUGUGAGCGCGGCCAGUUCCAGUGAAGAGUCGCUGAAAGUGAGGCCUCGAACGGUCUACAUGGAUGUCGACACGGAGGGCAUGCUGAUCCAUGCGGCUUCAUCUCCAGUGAUGGCACUCUCUGGCUCGUCGCUGGCAGAUGUGUUUCCCUCACCACACACGAGACUACUGUUGGAACAACUCCGUCGUGAGGCGGACCUUUUCCGAAGUAGGGGCGAAGAACCGCCGGGCCGCGUCCUCAACUACGAAGACAUGCCUGUCAUUCUGAACCCCGGCACAGUCGACCGUAUUACCGGCACUAUGCAGAUCACGCAGGCGAGAUUCGGCAGGACCCACGUUCUCAUGGCAUUUUCCCCCCUCCGCCCAAGAUCGGAGUCCGAAGGCCGACGCAGAUCUCAGAACUCCCAGAGAUCUGCACUAGAGAAGCCUGAGAGAGGCUUGUCCCUCUAG